GAGAGGCUCACGUGCGCCGCCGGGACUGUGGGCUCCUGCCGCUCGCUGCGAUGGGAGGGAUUAACUACGUGAGGCGAAGCAGGGCGGCGCUGGAGGACGACGACGACAACGCGGUGUCCUCCUGGGAGGAGCUGCCGACGCCGCCGCAGACGCCGCCCCCGCCCGCCGGCACCGGCCGGAGCCCUGGCAGCGCCGCCGGGAGUUCGCGGGGGCCAGACAUGUUGGGCGCGGGGGGCGGCGCGGGGGCCAGGCCGGCCAAACCCUCCUUCGUCUCCUAUAUCAGCCCGGAGGAGGUAUAUGUGAGGGAAGCCACAGGAAAGGAAGUACAGCCAAAUUUGUUGCCAGGUGAACUGCUGCUUUGCGAGGGCCAAUAUGGUUUUGAGUACACACAAGAUGAUGGAUCAAACCGUGGCACCUAUGGGAAACUUAUAUGCACGAAUUUCAAGAUUUCAUUCCUUGGAUGAGAAUCUGCUUUGGAGGAUGAUGAACAUCAAUUUAAUAAUAAAAUCAUUGGGGAAAAUGACAUCACUCUUCAGUGUGUGGACCAGCUUUAUGGAGUUUAUGAUGAGAGAAAGAAACCCCUGAAUGGUCAACUGAGAAAAUACCCAGAGACGAUGAUAAUCUACUGCAAAGAUCUCAGAGUGUUUCACUUCUGCUUGCGAUACACCAAGGAGGAAGAAGUAAAACGGAUCGUAUGUGGCAUAGUUCAUCAAACACAGACUCCUAAGCUAUUUAAACGCUUAUUUCUGUUCUCUUAUGCAUCAGCUGCACCAAGUAAUGCAGGAAAAAAGAAUCAAACAGUGAUGUUUGAUUGUAUUAAAGACUGGCGUCAGGAACUGGAACGGACCAAAGGAAACCUGAAAUUCAAAGCAGUGAGUGCCAAUGAAGAGUACAAUGUUUCUAAAAAGUUGCCAGCAUACUUCGUUGUUCCCAUGGCUGUCUCUGAAGAUGACCUUUUGCAAUAUCAAGGAAGAGGAAUUCCAAUUUGGUGUUGGUCUUGCCACAAUGCUGCUGCUCUCCUCAAGAUGUAUACUCUGCCCAAAGAUCAAGAUGACAACGCUCUACAAACACAGAAAAUCUUCUUAGAGGGAAUGUAUAAGACACUUGAUAACCCUCCUUAUGAAGCCAUGAAAGUUGAUGUCCUGUCAAGUAGUCUUCCAUCUCUGCAAGAGAUCCAAAUUGCAUAUACCAGAUUUAAACAGCUGUUUCUAAUAGAUAACAGUGCAGACUUCUGGGAUACUGAUGUAAAAUGGUUUUCAUUAUUGGAGAGUACAAAUUGGCUAGAAAUCGUAAGGAGAUGUCUGGGAAAAGCAGUAGAGAUUAUUGAUUUGCUAGAAGCAGAGAAUACAAAUGUUCUCCUUAUAGAAGAGAAUGCUUCUGACCUGUGUUGUGUAAUCUCCUGCCUGGUUCAAGUUAUGAUGGAUGCACACUGCAGAACUAAGCUGGGAUUUCAGAGUCUUAUUCAGAAAGAAUGGAUCAUGGGAGGACAUGCUUUCCUGGAUCGGUGUAACCAUCUGUGGCAAACUGAUAGAGAGGAGGCACCAGUUUUCUUGUUGUUCUUGGAUUGUGUAUGGCAGUUGGUUCAACAGUAUUCACUAGCCUUUGAAUUUACAGAGACUUACCUAACUGUCUUGUCGGAUAGUCUGUACAUUCCAAUAUUUAGCACCUUCUUCUUCAAUUCUCCGCAUCAAAGAGACACUACCACGUAUGGAGGAAGCCUUAAUACAAAAGGCACCAAACUUAGUUAUCUUCAAGUUUGGGACUGGUCUGUGCAGUUUGAACCUGAGGCACAAGCCUUGCUGAAUAAUCCUCUUUAUGCUGAGAAGCCAAAACAAGAUAAGAGUCAGAAAAAACCUACACGAUUCAAGCAUCAACGGCAGCUUUCCUUACCGUUGACACAAACGAAACCGUCUCCCAAAAGAGGGUUUUUUAAGGAAGAAACGGACCAGUUAAUUAAAAACCUCCUUGGCAAAAGGAUCAGCAGGCUAAUAACAUCAUCUGAUGAACUGCAUAAUACCUCCAGAGAAUUUUAUGAGAGUUGGCACUCCAAACCUGCUGAUCUCCAUGGAAUCCUGCUGCCACGCUUAGAAGGACCAGAAAUCAAAGUGUGGGCGCAGAGAUAUCUGCGAUGGAUCCCUGAAGCUCAGUUGCCUAGUGGUGGGACAGUUGCCACUGCAACGAAAAUCUUGGAUGUGAUGGAGGAUGUGCAAGGUUUGCAGAAGAAAAUGGAUGAACGCAGCCAGAUUCUCUCAGAGGAGGGUGCUGCAGCAGUGUCACCCUUCCAGAGAAAUCCUGCUCGCCUGUCUUCUUUAUUUCCAUUUGCUGGGCUUCAAAGACAUUCCCUCAAGCCAGUUUUACCUACGAGCACCUGGAAAGUUUUGGAAGGUGAGGACUUGGCUAGGAGAGAUGAUGAGUAUGUUGAUUUAGGGGAUGUUUGAUGUGAGGCUUAUGCUCACGAACAGAAAUGAAAGUACUGGCACACUUCUCUCCAAACAUAAAAUUGGUUUCCUGGCAGUGGCUUUCCCUUCUGCCCGAUGAAGCUUUUAGCAUAUGAAGAUUUCCUCACUUGAGCACCCGCAAUAUUUUCUACAUGAGUUUUGAUCAAGCAUUUUAAUUAGUUCUUUCCAUAAGCAUGGGAGAUACAUAGCUGUGUUGCAUAGGGCCCAGUUGAAAAAUAAAGUAAAAUACAAAUUAGUUGCUCAAUCAUGGAAAGUUAGGUGUUAGAGCACUCUCAAAAUCAUAAUAAACUUCUUGUUGGAACAUAAAGGGGUGGCGGCUUCAGAAAUAUCCACCAGAAUUUAAAAAUGUCCUAGCCAGGUAAGAGUGUCUUCCAGGCACAUCUUUUAAAGCAUAGAAAAAUGUGUGUUGUUUGAAA
Messenger RNA from Lacerta agilis (Sand lizard), 2875 nucleotides. It is a transcript of the gene MTMR12, whose product is annotated as myotubularin related protein 12. NCBI's taxonomy places the organism in Eukaryota, Metazoa, Chordata, Lepidosauria, Squamata, Lacertidae. The record is from RefSeq and is a predicted model, not a curated record. The transcript is spliced from 16 exons.